This is a messenger RNA of Carassius auratus (goldfish), 2205 nucleotides long. Its product is annotated as thiamine transporter 1-like. Gene Ontology annotation, molecular function: vitamin transmembrane transporter activity. The coding region runs from base 232 to 1635 and encodes 467 amino acids. Gene Ontology annotation, biological process: vitamin transport; transmembrane transport. The record is from RefSeq and is a predicted model, not a curated record. Lineage: Eukaryota; Metazoa; Chordata; Actinopteri; Cypriniformes; Cyprinidae. Gene Ontology annotation, cellular component: plasma membrane. The transcript has 6 exons.
UUCUACCGGAAGCAGUAUACCAUCCGGGUACUUUUGGAAUACUACUCAUUUCAACAUACUACGAUUUAGGAUUGAGACAUACUAAUUCUUAUUUUCGAAUACUAUUUAGGGCGGAUAGUAUUGAAUUGGGACGCAGCAGCUCUCAUUGGCUUGUUACUUGACUCGCUUUCAAACUGGUCAGCAACAGCGAGAUUGCAAAAUGCCCCUGCAUUGGUCGAGGUACAAACGAGAAUGUCUGAACCAUGGCGUUACCCUACCAUGUUACUCUGUAUUUAUGGGUUCUUCUGCAGCCACAGACCUCUGGAACCAUUUCUAAUCUCGUUUUUAAUGGGACCUGAAAAAAACCUGACGGAAACAGAGGUUGUGAAUGAGAUCUACCCAAUCUGGACAUAUUCCUACCUUUUGCUGCUUUUUCCUGUUUUCCUGGCCACGGAUUACCUUCGCUACAAGCCUGUGCUCAUUGUCCAGGCGGCCAGCUUCAUAGUGACAUAUGCUCUGCUUCUGACGGCUCAGGGUGUGAGGGCCAUGCAGUUAUUGGAGUUCUUUUUCGGUCUGGCAACUGCCACUGAAGUUGCCUACUAUUCCUACAUCUACAGUGUCGUGGAGCCAUCUCAUUAUCAGAGAGUGACUGGUUUUUGUCGCAGUGUCACCCUGUUGGGUUCGGCCAUUGGCUCACUCAUCGGACAGAUUCUGGUGUCUGUAGCCCAGGUCCCUAUGUAUUACUUGAGCGUCAUCACACUGGUGUCCUCCUGCAUAGCCUUUGUUGCCCCUUGGUUCCUACCCAUGCCCAAUAAGAGCCUGUUCUUUCACCAGAGAGAGAGCAGCUCUCAGGAUCAUGGAGCUCUGGAACCCAUUAACAGUAGUCAGCUGAUUGAAAAGCCAGAGGAUCCAGAGUCCAAAAUGCAGCUUAGUGCAGACGAAAGAACAACUCUCAAGGACAAUCCUAGCAGUAGUGGAUUACUGGAAGUGUUUAAAAUGCUCUGGACAGACUUACUGCAAUGUUACUCCUCCUCCACACUACUGGCCUGGUCAGUGUGGUGGGCUUUAUCCACAUGUGGUUACCUCCUGGUGAUUAAUUACGCUCAAGCACUUUGGGAGAAAAUCUUGCCUUCCAAAGAGUUUGACAUCUACAAUGGAUAUGUGGAGACCAUUUCUACCUUGCUUGGUGCUUUUGCAGCGUUUGUUGUAAGCUUCAUGAAAGUGUCCUGGGCAGUGUGGGGAGAAUUUGCUCUCUGCAUCUUCUCUGUGGUAAUUGCAGUGUGUGUGUAUCUCAUGGACACCAUCAGGAAUAUUUGGGUUUGCUACACUUCCUACAUGCUCUUCAGAGCUACCUACAUGCUGCUUAUCACUAUAGCAACGUAUCAGAUUGCUGUUAACCUAAAUAUGAAACGCUAUGCUUUGGUUUUCGGAGUAAAUACUUUCAUCGCACUCUUACUGCAGACAGUUCUUACCGUGAUUGUAGUAGAUUCUGCUGGUCUAGGCCUGGAUAUUUUUCUACAGUUUCUGAUCUAUGCAAGUUACUUUGCUGUAAUAGCUGUGAUAUUCUUCAUCGCUUGGCUGUAUAAACUGUUCAAAAGGAGGGGAGCUGGAGGACAGAACGAAUUACCUUCAACAGAGACCAUUUCAGAGUCCUGAAAAACCGCACAUCAGCAUCUGUUAAGCACAAGUUUAUAAAAUAAUCUUCUGUUCAACUGAAUGAUCAUAGGUCAAAUGAUAACUACAUAUUAAGAAAAAGCAGGAUUUCCAAAUAAGUCACAGAUCCAGCAUUAAAGUUUAUAAGCAAGCACUGAUGAUUUUUAUAACGGAGUUCACAAGCAUGCACUAUAUCAAGUGGCCGUUGUGGGUCACAGAUUGUGUGGAACAAAAUGCACUUAUUAAAAUAACACCAUUAUGAUGCCUUGCCAAUAAAACAUCUGGAAGAAUCAAAAACAGCAGAGAAUGCACAUUCGCUCUCUGACAGCAGGUGGCGCUUAUGAAACAGCAAAGAUUCAGUUUAAAGCACUUUCAAACACUACUUAAUGUCUAUUAUUACCAUAGACUGUGAUUAUUACAAAGCUCUGAGGAAUAUUUGAUUUUUGAUAUUUGAUAACAGAUGGUAAAAGCUGAUAAACACAUGCUCAUCUGGGUAACUGAAGUCGGUACUAGGAACAGUUUUCCUUCAUGGAAGCUUUGUGUUUGGUUUGCUAAUAAAAUAUUAAAACUCAA